AUGAGGUCAACUUUUCCUUAGAUCCGCCAUUUCAGUCCUGGCGUUUCUUGUUGCACGUUAGUUUUGAUUAUGUUGUCAUUCUAGCGUUUAAUCAGUAAAUAAUAGUGAUUUGGGACUCAGUGACAGCUCCAUUAACUAAAACGUUUUACCUAGCCGCUGGAAUUUGGUUAAGUCGUAGCGUUUAAACGUUUUCCCCCAGUUCAGCAGUUUAGUCACCCAAAGUUUUGUAUGAGUUGCGGAUAGGGAGAGGCGAAGGGGAAAGGCCUCCAGCCUCGGACGGGAUUUCACAGCCAUGGCCGGUAAUUUUGAUGCCGAAGACCGAGCUAGCUGGUACUGGGGACAGCUAAGCCGCCAGGAAGCGGUUUCCCUUUUACAGGGACAGAGACACGGUGUUUUCCUGGUAAGGGACUCGAUCACCAGCCCCGGAGACUACGUGCUCUCCGUUUCUGAGAACUCCAAAGUGUCCCAUUACAUAAUCAACAGCAUCAGUAACAACCGGCAGUCUAGCUCAGGUUGGGCUCCACCUCGGUUUCGGAUUGGGGAUCAGGAGUUCGAGGCUUUGCCGGCCCUGCUGGAGUUCUAUAAGAUCCACUAUCUGGAUACCACCACGCUCAUCGAGCCUGUUGGCAAGGCCAAGCAAACGGGCUUUGUCGGCUCUUCCGCUGCUGGGCCCCCCCAGCAGCCCGAAGAGACCGAUUUUGUCCGGGCACUGUUUGACUUUCCCGGCAACGAUGAAGAGGACCUCCCCUUCCGGAAGGGUGACGUCCUGCGUGUGCUGGAGAAGCCAGAGGAGCAGUGGUGGAACGCUGCUAACCAGGAGGGCCGAAUCGGGAUGAUCCCAGUCCCCUACGUGGAGAAGUACCGGCCUGCUUCGCCUACUGCUGCCGGUCUGGGUAACCCAGUUGUGGGGGCUGGACAGGGGGUGCAUGUUGGUGGGUCGGCGGGGAGCCCAGAUGGGACAGGGUCUCCUCAGAUUAGUCCUUUGGGGGACCCAGGCCAGUAUGCUCAGCCUGUGGCCAACGCUCAGCUUCCUAACCUCCAGAAUGGGCCUGUUUAUGCACGAGCCAUUCAGAAGAGGGUGCCCAACGCUUAUGACAAGACGGCCCUCGCUCUGGAGGUGGGCGACAUGGUAAAAGUGACAAAGAUCAACAUGAACGGCCAGUGGGAGGGUGAGUGCAAAGGAAAAAGAGGCCACUUCCCCUUCACCCACAUCCGACUCUUGGAACAGCAGCAUGCUGACGAGGAGAGCUGAGACGCACCACCUACCUGCUUUCCACUAGCACACAGUGUAUGAACCUAUGAGCUGAACCGGUCAGGACCCCCCCCCCCCCCCCCGGCACAGGAGGUGUCGGCUGAUCUCGCCAGUUUUCAUCCGCAUGGACGUCACUCAUGCCGAGAGUUUACACUAAGGUCAGACUGAGAUCAGUUGUUAGCUUUUUAUUUUCUACUUUUAAAGUCAGCCUUACCAGCUAUCACCGUUGGCAUUGUUAACAUCUUUGUAGUUAAUAUUUAUUGAUAUUUUACACAUAUUCACCAAGAAAAGACCAGGACAACAAAUUACCCCAGUUUCAGUUUUAUUAUUGGAACCAGAUGGGUUUUCUUUUUCGUACCAAAUCUUUAGUGCAGUUCAGAUCUGGAUGAAAUAAGCGACGGCAACAGAAACUCCCUGAAAGUUGGACUUCCUGUCAUGAUGUGGUGCAGCUUGUUUGGAUCGUAGCAGCCACUGGAUGUUUUAAAUAGCACAAACUCAAGCUAAUAAGUCAGAUGUUAUCUCAGUGAGUGGCCUCCAAACCAGGUGAUCUAUGCAAGUCAAAACCAGAGUCCAGUAACCAUGGCAACAACUUCUCUUCCUGUUUGUGUCCGACUCCACCUCGGGGUUUAUCCUGGUUUGGAUGGGCAUUGAAUCGUGCAUCCAAGUUGUGUUUUAUCCUGUUUCUUUUACAGUUACAUGUAUGUUAAGAGCAAAUAGAACAAAUGAACAAAACAGGUAAAAAUGAUUACAUCACCUGUUUUUCAAGGUGCCAAAUUUCCUGAUUUAUGUGUUACAAGUUAUUAAUUAUGAAACAAAAAUGGGUGUAACUUACUGUAUUAGAAAUUUCUCCUUUUUGUUUUGUUUCUACUGUUGAUCUCUGAUGUAAUGCCAGGUCCAGACGCAGACGUAUAUUUCCUCAUGACUCCGUUUAAAGCAGCUGGAUGGUAACCAGACAGUCCUGGUUAAAAUGAGCCGCUGUGAACAGGAAAUGGAUCAACACCAAAAAGCAAAAACAUUUUUCUGUUUGGCCUCGACACGUGAAACAGUCUUAAAAGGGAUCAUAGACAUGAAACAGGUUUUUAUUCUUGGCGUACUGUCGGUGAUGGAACCCUAGUUGACAAAUCUCAACCUCAGUAUUGAACCGCUGCUCCAUUCCUGUGCUGUUCAUGUUUCAGUGCCCUCUUCUUCUCAUUUACAUACAGGAGGAGAGAAAUCCAACGAAUCGUGGUUUUUCUUCCAGGUAGACUUUGAACCUCGGAGCAAAAUAAGCAGACAUUGUGAUGUGGAGAAAGAUUUUUCUCCUCCACUACAAACUGCUUCCUUUUGUCUUUUUGUACAGUAAAAGUGGAAAAUAAUAUAAUUUGACUAUAUAUACUCAUGCCUUACAUGCUAAAUACUGUACACAUUACUCUUUUUUUUUUCCCCAUGAUGCCAGAUUGAUUCAUUGAUCUUUUUCCUUUAAAUCGCUGCUGGGCACCAUCAUGGCCGACAUGCAGCCAGCUGAAAGAACAACAUGAGCAUCCCAUGUCAGGAACAAACCUCCUCCAGUGGUCUUUUUAAAUGACACAGCAAGAGGCUGCUAAAUCAUAAAUGUUUGACUUUUAGGUAAUUAAUUAAUUUUAUGUGCCAAAUGACCCCCACAUUUAUUACUCAUUGUAAAGCUUUCUUUUACCCAGCCUAGAAACCAUCACCAUAACUGUAGGUGGAGGAAUUUUUUUUAUUUUUUUAUUUUUUGGGAGCAGAUUUUCCUUUGUAUUGUUAUUGAAUCUGCUUUUAAGUUUGAAAACUUUUCACCUUGGAGUGACUUUAUUUUGUUUUGCCAUGAUCUCUGGUGUUUAUGACGAGCAGCAGAACAUUCAUUUAAACUACUUGGAAAAAGUUUUAAAUGACUUUAGGAAUAAUUAAAUGGAGAUAAUUCCUCCUGAGUUGUUCCUAUAGUUUAAUUUAUGACUUGUAGGAAUUUAAGACAGGGUUAUUCCCUCAGGAUGAAACCUUUCGAUCAUCUUUGUCAUAGUGUAUUAAUUAAUUAGUUUGGCUAGGUGGACACAGAGCGGUGAGGAAUAUCUGCAGAAUUUCAUCCUUUUACCUCUAGUCUGUUGGGAAAAAUAGUUUUAAUAGGAACUGAAGCUGACUGGUUGGUUUCUUUGGGUCAAGUUCAACCAUGUUGUGGGAUCAGAUGCAACCCGUCUUCCUCCCUGGUGUGCAUUAAUAUACAUGUAUGGUUUUCGCACGAAGGCCAAGCGUGUUGGGGUUAAGCCAAAAGACUUUAGGUCCAAACACCUAAUAUCUGUAUUACAGAUGCUAUUACUGGCAGAGUGAUCGUUCCUCUGACGUCCUCCAUCUGUUUUUAACUUCUUCCAGCUGGAUGUAGGUAGGGAUGUUUCUUCUUUUCAGCUCUGUUCAAAUCAGACCUGUGCAGUUUCACUAAGAGAUUCAUUUUAGUUUCUUCCUCACGUCUUCCACCAGAUUUUCCAGACUGUCGUCGUGAGUUUACAUUUUGUAAAACUGUAAAAAAAAAAACGGAAAAAAAAUUCCUGUUUCUUUUCGUAUUGAAUCUCAAAUUUGAGAAAAAUAUUUU
Melanotaenia boesemani (Boeseman's rainbowfish) is the source of this 3830-nucleotide messenger RNA. RefSeq names its product adapter molecule crk-like. Gene Ontology annotation, molecular function: protein binding. Lineage: Eukaryota; Metazoa; Chordata; Actinopteri; Atheriniformes; Melanotaeniidae. The record is from RefSeq and is a predicted model, not a curated record. Bases 293 to 1252 code for a protein of 319 amino acids. The transcript is spliced from 3 exons.